Messenger RNA from Tetrahymena thermophila SB210, 1260 nucleotides. RefSeq lists its product as hypothetical. Lineage: Eukaryota; Ciliophora; Oligohymenophorea; Hymenostomatida; Tetrahymenidae. The transcript has a single exon. The record is from RefSeq and is a predicted model, not a curated record.
CUUUUUUCAAAAUUUGUUUUAAAAAUGAUAGAUGAUAGUACAAUAAAGGGAAAUUAAGAAAUAGAUGAGCAUUUCGCCAAAAGGAAUAUGAGGAUUAAAUCUUCCCAUGAGUCUAAUAGGUGUAGCCCAAACAUACUGAAGCAAAAUCCUUAGAUAAAUAAGCUUAAUUUAGAUUAAACCUUGAUAGAAAUUAAGUAGGUUUACUCUCCUUUAUCAGUAACCAGAUAUAAAUAGCAAAUGAGAGAAAGCAAUAUUAGUCAUCCGUUUAACAAUUCACCUUCACCAAAAAAUUUCUAAGAAAUUCCUAGUUUAAUGAUUAAUGAAUCAAAGAAUGUAGAAUAUAUGAAUGAAAAAAAUAUAGUUAAGCUAAGUUAUUUACCAAAGUUGCAUAGAAGUUUAAAUUGUCGAAAAAUGAGAAUAGAUUAAUACUGUAAUCCAUGGGACUAAAUUAAAAAAUUGGCUCAUAUGCACCAUACACCAGUUUUAUUUGAGUAGCAUUCUAUUUUUGGUACCUCUCUCACCGGGUUCAAUGGCAGUACUUAAAUAUAGCCUCUUUCUGGGAUGAAAACAGCUCAACCUAAAGCAGAUCGUAAUUCAAAGAUUGAUAAUGAAUCCUAAAAAUCUAUAGAGUCUAAUGUUUUGACUAAUGAAAAAAUAAGAAUAAAUAUGGCAUUUUAAGAUGGGAAUUGCUAAUAAAAUUCUAAUACUGAAAGAUAAAUUAAUGGAAACUAGAUUAAUUUAGAUACUUUUAGGGAUAUUUAAAUAGAAAAAGAAAGAAAGGAAAAGAUAAAGUAAUUUCUUGAAAAUAACCAACAGCAAUAUCUCUAAAAGUUUUGGACUUAACCAUUUAACAAUAAAGACACAAAGACAUUAAAAGAUUAGCAAAAUGCUAAGAAGAAAAUAUUUGACAGAUAGCUCGAAGAUAUUAAUAGAUUUGAAAGUCUGAGAUAAAACUCUCAAAGAGAAAGAUAAAAUAAGUAAAGAAGUCUUUCAAUCGCUGAAGAAAAUAAAACAAAAAACUAAAAAGCAAUGCAAAAUUCAUUACAAUAUUAAAUAAACUCUAAUUUUCAAUAACAAUAUAAAAUAUAACCUACUAUAACACUUAAUAAUCCAUAUUUAUCAUAUAAUCAAAGUCCAUAAACCAACUAAUCUAGGCUUUCUACUGCAGAAUAAAAUACAAAGUAAUACUUUUUCUAGAGAAAACCAAACAUUUCACCUAGAAAGCUAGAAUAACUUUCAUAAAUAAAUCAUAAAAAUUGA